Molecule: messenger RNA, 678 nt
Organism: Penicillium lagena
Lineage: Eukaryota; Fungi; Ascomycota; Eurotiomycetes; Eurotiales; Aspergillaceae
Product: general stress response protein Whi2
Exons: 2
Coding region: 1-678 (225 amino acids)
Source: RefSeq, a predicted model, not a curated record
AUGAAGUCAACUAUUCAAACGUUCUCUCUAUCUAUAGUGUAUCCCACCGGACGCUCUAGGGCGCAAGUCUGGAACCCUCAGAUCGUCACCCACUUCCUCUCAUCCCAAGCUUUCCUCUCGAGGCCCAUCAUCGUGUCAUUCUCAACCACGGCGCGACCGCCUUUCCAGACGGACUCCCCCGAGGAGGACGACUACUACUACACCGCGCCGCCACCGCCGCACUCGUACCCCUACUCCGAAGCAUCGGCCUCCAAUUCCUCUUCCUUCGGCCCCCCACCGUUCUCUUCACUCUUCGUCGUACCGCCGACAGACCCCAGCCACCGCGCCCAAGAGCUCGCCGUCACUGGGCCCCCCGAAUCGGCGUCGCUCCCCGCCUUCGCGCCUCCGCCCCCUGUCGAGGAGCUUCUCGACUCGUCCCCUUCGUCGUCGGUUGUCGCAGAGACCAAAGCGUCCUUCUCGCAAGAGCCCAAGAGUGACGGGCGAGAGAAGAGUGCUGACGACGGGGAACCGCCGCCGCCGUACACCGAAGGUUACAGUCCCCUCGAGCAGUUCAGCUACGUGAUGGCUGCUGCCGGAGGCGCUUCGAGUAUUAUUACUCAGGUGCAGCAAACGGGAGGGCCACCGAUCAACACUCUUGGAGGUGGGUGUCUUUGUGUGUCAAGAUACGCCUGUUGCUAA